Carassius auratus (goldfish) is the source of this 1272-nucleotide messenger RNA. RefSeq names its product leucine-rich repeat-containing protein 3B. Bases 308 to 1093 code for a protein of 261 amino acids. The transcript has 2 exons. Gene Ontology annotation, cellular component: plasma membrane. Gene Ontology annotation, molecular function: protein binding. The record is from RefSeq and is a predicted model, not a curated record. NCBI's taxonomy places the organism in Eukaryota, Metazoa, Chordata, Actinopteri, Cypriniformes, Cyprinidae.
CGCCACUACCACGGCGCGAUCGAACCCCUCCCAGUUACUCCCGUGGCUUUUGCCACGAACAUAAGGCAACAAUCUCCGAAAUAUGUGAGAGCUCACGUGAAAUAACGAGCGAGAGCGUCAUAUCAAGUGUUUAAAUGAUUCCCCGAAGAUGUGAGAGUCACGGAUGCGGCGAUCGAUGAGUGUUUCUGUCGCAGGCUCAAACAGACGAUGAGAGUUGACGAGACCCACAGCUCUUGGUGAUGACGCAGUCCCGUUAUGGGGCUCUCGUGAACGGCCCGGGUGUCGAGUAUGUUGACUGCCUGUCAGCAUGACGCCGUUGGACCUUUGGCUUUCCCGCUCCAUCCCCAUGUGUCUGCUGUUGCAGAGCCUGGUGCUCAUAGUCCUGUGCUUUCCGUCUGCCAGCACCUGUCCCAAGGGUUGCACCUGCCAGCGCUCCGAAAGCCCUCCGCACGGCCUCAACGUCACCUGUAGUCUGUCACGCUUGAAGGAGAUCCCGCCUGACGUCCCGCCGGACACCCAGCUGCUGCAACUGGACCGAAACCACAUAUCGCUAGUGCCCGAUCGCAUAUUUCAUGGUUUGAGGAUGCUUCGGAGGCUCAAUCUCUCCCAUAAUGCUGUGGAAACCCUCGGGGAGGGGGCGUUCGUCGGAUUGGAGGGCUCUCUGGAAGUGCUGGACCUUUCCCACAACCGGAUCACUAGCGUGCACAAGGACGCGUUCGCACGGCUGAAGGCACGUGUGAUGGUGGACAACAACCCUUGGCAUUGUGACUGCGCCUUGCAGCAGGCGCUGGGUGGCAUGGCCCACAACCAUGAGGCCGCCACGCGCGUGCUGUGCCGUAGUUCAGAACUGAGGGACCAAGAGGGCCAGCCGUUCCUGGCCGUGGACGCGGACUUGUGCAACCUGGCCAAGCGGACCACCGACUACGCCAUGUUGGUGACCAUGUUCGGCUGGUUCGCAAUGGUUAUCUCUUAUGUUGUGUACUAUGUACGGCAGAACCAGGAAGACGCGAGACGACACCUUGAGUACCUAAAAUCGCUUCCGAGCAAACCCAAGAAACCGGAUGAACCGGAGGACAUCAGCACGGUUGUGUGACUUAAAAUGAAGAUCACACGAUCCCAGAGACUAAAGGCCCGUUCACACCAAUGAUGAUAACUAUAACGAUAACUAUAAGAGAAUGUGGACACAGCUACAGUGACAACAGUAUAUUGUUGCUGUCAGAUGAUUAAUCGCGAUUAAUCGCAUUUAAAAUGAGUUUUUAUUUACAUAAUAUA